UCGUUUUCAAAAUUAACAAACAUAGAGUUUUCCAUAGAAAUUUUAAAAGUAGUUCCAAGUGAUAACUGCGUUAGAUGAACUAAAAUUUUGUAGAUCAAAUGAACUGACAGUUGAGGGAUAUCUAUGAGUAAAAUUGACAUAACCUUGCUAAAACAACAAUUUUAAGUAGAUAAUUUUUAGUAAAUUAUCAUAAAUAAUCACAAAAGGCACUACUAUUUUUAUAAAAUGGAUAAUUACUAUUCCAUAAACGAAGAUAUUUUACUACAAUGUCCCCCAAUUUUGCGAGAUAACAUAAGCUACAUGGGAAGUAGUGACAAGAUUGGUUUAUUUCCAAUAAACAUUAAAAUUCAACCUUUAGAUAAUAAAAUGUAUCAGGAAGAUCAAAAAUUAAAUUACAAGGAUUACUUUAAAGUUGACAUACCUUAUGCAGGAAAGACCCUAACAUGGGAAAUGAUAUUUAAUAAUGAAGAUUAUGAAUUUGCUCCAGACUUUGCAUUUGAUGACCAAAAGUUUUUAAACGAUCCAGAUAUAGAUGUUAUUGAAAAAUAUCUUCCCAGUUUAGCAAAUUGGGAUGUUAAAAGAUGCCAAUCAUUGGCAAAUGUUAUUAAGGAAUUGAUUACAUUAUUUAAGAGUCAUCAGAUUUAUAGCUUAAAAGAUGAGAAAUUUACUAAAGUGUAUGCUGAAUAUGAGAAUCUCUCUACUAUUGAAAUUAAAGAGGAUGAUUUAGAAGUUUUAAUAGAAUACCCGGCUGGUUCUGUACGAUUUCUUUUCAAUAUUAGCCUUAAGAAUUAUGAUAGUUUACCAGCAUGCUUUCGAAGUGAAAACUUAGAAGAUAUAAAAAAGAAACUAAAUCCAGGAGACGUCCAAGCACUAUUGAGCGUUAUAUUUUUGAAACCUGACUGCUCGAAGGUGCAAACAACACUACACUUGUCUCCAGCAAUGGAACAAGUUGUUGGAAGCACAUCAACAUUGCAUAUACCCGUUUACGGAAAAAAGACUGAUCUGGCGGAAUAUAUAACGACUAUUAGGAAGAUACUGGAUGAAAAAUUAGAGCAGAUUUCAAAUCAAUUCAAAUUAAAGAACGAAUACAUUAGCGCCGUCUUAUCGCUACAUCGAUACAGUGUAUUGGAAUAUGAUAGUCGUUGUUUUAAUUUUAUCAUUAUACUGCUUCAAGUAGACGAAAUGUAUGCACUAGUUCAUAUUACAAUAGGAAAUGAAUUUCCAAAGGAAAAACCGAAAGUUACUUUGAGAUCUGUCUGUAAAAUGAUGAUGAAUAAACCUUUCGCGAUGGAAUUGGACGAUUAUCCUUAUAGUCCACGAUGGGAACCGAAAGAAAUGGUCACAAGACUCAUGACAAGACUCCCUGAAGCAAUUCCUGAAUUCAUAAACAGACACAACACUAGAUAAACGCAACGCAGUUUUCAUCAAUUUCAAAAGUAUUUUCUGCCUCUUAAGUUCUUACGGAUUUUAUAUAAAUUUAAAUAUGUUGUGAUUAAGAAGUAAAAAGUUAAUGAAAUAAACAUUAUUAAAUCUAU
Agrilus planipennis (emerald ash borer) is the source of this 1535-nucleotide messenger RNA. RefSeq names its product BRISC and BRCA1-A complex member 2-like. Gene Ontology annotation, cellular component: BRISC complex; BRCA1-A complex. Lineage: Eukaryota; Metazoa; Arthropoda; Insecta; Coleoptera; Buprestidae. The transcript is spliced from 5 exons. The record is from RefSeq and is a predicted model, not a curated record. Gene Ontology annotation, biological process: double-strand break repair. Bases 226 to 1407 code for a protein of 393 amino acids.